CAUGAGGCCCAUGGCGAAGCCCGCGAUUGCCUGACGGAUUCUCGCCUAUCGAAUCUUUGCAAUCAAUUGCAAACAACCCUAGUCAAAAUCUCUGAUCUUGAAUUGUUUGACGAUUAUAGCAGGCUAACUGCUUUAUUUGAUUAUCUGACAGAAGAGCUCAAAUUAAGAGAUCAACUCCAACAAGAACUCUCUGUGGAGAAAGAGGCUCUUCUUGAACAAUGCGAGGAUCUUAGAAAAAAGUUUCACUCACUUCAAGUUGAACAUUGCACGAUCAAAUCAGAGAAUGAACAUCUUUUACAUAAACUUACUGAAGGGUAUCAAGAAGGCAAGCUACCUCCAACGCCUGAGUGUGUUCUUAGAGUAAAUUUGAAAACCCGCACAACUGAAAAGGCAACCGAAAUUAAUGGAGAAGAUGUCUUAACUACUGAGGUUGCUCCUUUGAAGCCUUCGAUCAAUGAGCUGCCUGCUGAACGGGAUCAGGCAGGUGAAAGGCUUCAGAUGCUUGAAUCCAACAGCGGUCACCUAGAUAGUGUCAACAUAAGCGGACUUUAUGUCUUAACCUCGUCGAUACAAAAUGCAAUUUCAAGGCUAUCUAACAAUAAAGUGACCUCGGAAUUCGAUGAACUGUCAAACUUAGUCAAUCGAUUGAUGGGCGAACUUGAAUCAAAAUCUUGUCAUUUGGAUGAAAUUGUUGCGAAGAGUCCGGACUUUGCACGGGCUAACGAAAGGCCAGAUAAUCUGGUAGAUUUGACACUUUCUGAGCAAGAGUACAAAGAUUAUAAAAUAACCCAUAAAUUACAGAAUCUCAAGGGUAAAAGCGAUGAAUUUUUCUUGCCCAUAAAGUCCAAUUCUGAACCACAGAUAGAGACAAAAUCGAAAAAGACUUGCAUGACCAGUGUUCCUUACAUGGUCGAUGCUCUGCUGGACGGGACAGUGGUCGACCAAGCUACGAAGUGUGAGCUGCGCACGAGAAAGGAUCAAGCAGUGGGAACGAAUGAUCAACUUCAAUUAUCAUGUGAAAUAGAGCGCGUGGUUGGCACUUCAAAUUCUUCUCUGCGAUCGCAGCUUCAAACAGCUCUUACAGACGUUUCCGGAUCGUUCUGCCCCGAUGACUUUAUUCGGCUGUCCUCAUUUCUUGAGUUAUGUCUACAGACCUUCGAUUGCGAGUCCUCUAGGCUCAUUCAGCUCACUCAAGAGCUUGAGCAUCAAAUGGCUACUUUACGAAAGAACAACGAACAGAUUCAGGCAAAUAACGAUUCUCUCGUUCUUGCCAUCUCGGAUAAAGAACACGACCUUCAACUGGCCCGACAGGAAUCUAGUUCAUUGCAAGAAUACAUCAAGGCGAGCUUUGAAAAGGUCACAUACGCCCUUCGGCAGGCCCAGCAUGGCACUCGGAAUUUGCAUAUUUUGGGUGACCAAUGUUGCCAACCGCUUACCGACUUUCAGAAUGUUAUCGCCUUCUGGAACCAGGCCAUCCGUAACGUGGAUGUGAAGCAGGCUCAUACAAGUGAUCAAGACUCGGUCAUUUUGCUCGAAAUCCAGUCUUUCAUGAAUCAUUUAUGCCGCCUUGAGCUGGCUACUGAGUUUCAUCGGCUGUUAACCCAGUUCCGCUGCAUGCAUGACGCCCUGCGUGUUUUAGAACUUCGUCGUGGAGACUUCGAGGCCGAACUUCCCAGCCAUCUACCCAUCUUUCACGAGAUAGCUAACCACUUUGCUCUUCUCCUUUCUCAGAUGCCUCCGCUUGACUCUUACAUCUCCUGUCUCUUCGUGACAAGCCCUACCACGUCUCCACAACCGCACGGCACUGCAACUUCCCUAGCUACCAUUGAUACUUCUAAUCUUGCUCAUUCGUUACCUCCUAGCCUUUGUCUCAAGUCACUCUCCCUACAGCAGCCGCCAUUCAUUGAUAUCUCAAGUUCUAUUGCGACUGGAUUUAGGCCUCUCGAGUCCUCUUCUGCUAACUUAGAUUCAUUGAAACCACCAGGUUUGUUUGCUGCUGAUCCAAGUCUUAGAUCUGGUAUUUGUACAAGCCCACAGACAACAUCGAGUCGGACAGAUCGGAGCAACCUCGGUCCAAGACCUGAAGACGAGAUGGGCGAGUCAACACCACCACCGAUUAUGCAACAGCCUCACUCUGGUGACACCAGUCUAUCGGAUGUACCUGGUGUCCGGCGCGAUAAUCAAUCUUUCUUCGAAACACUGGCCAAUUUGCAUUCUACUGGCCAAUAUAGCUACGAUAGUGGUCAGGAAAAAGUAAGCCGAACGCUACUUCUAGAAGAAGCUGUUCUUGACGCAAAGCGUUUGUCACGUACUCGCCUUUUGACGCUUCUUCAACUGGUCAAAAACUCAAUCGUUUCUGCUGCUAGAGCCUCCGAAUCUUCUUCGGGGGCUACAUUUGUACGGGAUCAUGAACUUGAUGAGCAAAGGAUAACGAAUAAUGAUUUGCUGAGAUAUAAUGUUUCUAGGCGAUCGCAGCAGUACUCGUAUAAAUUCACCAGCCUGACAAGGUUUAAGUCUGCUCAAAGUCUGUCCAAAUUAAUUUCGCCCAAAACCUCUAUACUUGCACCAUGUACCCAGACGAAUGCCCAGCUGUCGAGGACAUUGCGCCAGAUUCACCAAAUAUUGCUUGUAUGGCUUCAAGCUCAGCAACAAUUCAUCUCAGCCUCUAUAGGCCAACAGACCAAAGCCUCUGAUCAUUUGUCUCAAUACUUUAUUGAUUUGACUUCUCUGCUACACCACUUCAAUGAAAUAAACUCCCAGCUCAACCUCUUAAUGAGAAAACUAACCUGCACCUAUUCGACCCAGGCCGGCUCGUCUGAUCAUUCAGUAUAUCAAGCUAGCACGACCCUGGCUUAUCCUACCUACUCUUGCUCAGAUGUAUCCCGGACCAUCUCACUGCUCUCAUCGGGGGUAAUUCAUGCUCCUGCUUGUUCCUAUCACCAUCCUGCCUUACCUUUAUAUCGAAUGAGCUUCCUGUCGCUGCCUGAUCUGACUAGUCUUGAAGACUGUUUGCCGACUUCUGCCCCGCCAUUCUCGGAUGGUGUAUUGCUCAGCUCCUCACAGCCGCCCGGCUGGCUUGAUUCCAAUUAUCCCAGCUAUUUGUCUGCUAAAAUCUCAGGCCAGACAAACUCUCUACAGACUACACACAAGUCAGAGUUGGUAUAUGCCACAACUUCCUUCAAUUCUCAAAGUAGUGUAGAUACCGUCUACAUUCCUAUACAGGUAUUGUCACGUAUCGUCAAUCGACUCUCUCGACACUUCAACUUUGAUGGUGAUCGACUCAUUAGGUUGGUAUCAUCAGCAGAUCUGGUAGGAGGCGACUUUGCAAGUGUGCUUGAUGAGAUCUUCGGUCAUCUGUCGAAUAGAACUAGUGCUGGCUAUGACGAAGAGCAAACAAUGACAUCAAGUCUGAUUAGCCCUCAAUUCUCCAUCUCAUUCAAGUCAACUUGCGAACUAGUGAAACAUGCUGAUUUGUGGAUAGCCUUACUUCGUAGCUAUCUCACAUCUCUCGCAGAGAAGGUCCAUAGCAAUGCUGAUUUGUCUCUACGCAACUGGCAGCACUCGAAUCUAGCUGAUAUUGGUGCUUCGCUGCGUGGGCUUUCCUACAGCUUGUUGACUUCAUCACAAAACCCAGACUUCGAGGCCUCUUUCUCUGACCUGGAGGAUUCUCUUGAGACUGUGUGCAGUGAGCUUAGUGAAUUGCGAGCAGUAAUCUCUUCCAUGAUUUCUGCACAGGAAUCUGGUCAGGUUUUCAAUGGAUACGAUAACUGCCCAGAAAGAGUCAUUUCUCUUUGUUUCAACAUUUCUCAGCACCUUGAGGACAUCCGAGUAAAGUAUCUAGGUCAUCUCUCCUCCACACAAAAGGCGGAAGUAAAGACAGCUUCCUUCUUGUCUGACGAAAGUUUCCGUCAAAAAGAGUUAAUUCAAGCAAAUACUUGUAGCAUCUCCACGCAGACCUACAAUCUGCAAAAGGAUGACUGCUCUUGCAAGGUGUUACUUCACACUUAUUCUUUGCCCUUGGAAUAUGCCCAGCAUGAGCCAGAUAAGCAGAUUAUGCAAGCUACAUCACAUCGGUUGCUUCACACAGCAAUCGGCUCUCAUCAGUCCUUCGGAGCAGAGUUUACUGAUCCAGGAGACUGCAUAUGUCAAGAAGAAACCUUGUCUGCAGCUAGAUUAGCGAAUAUGGGUGUCGAACUUCCUCAACUUGAGCCCUCUUUGAUCCAGCUUUCCAAGAAAACAAAUGCCACGCCAGCUGAUCCCGCCAAAACACGACCAGGACCGGGACUUACUAGCUCCGUGGCAGUCGCUUGUCCACGAACCACUGAACCGGCCAGGGUACAGGAUACAGUGCGUAUCCGUAAAAAGCCCAGUUGGCGGCACGGGAAGCUUACUCAUCUUAGCCUUGAGGACUCCUUUCCAGUCAGCUCUGAUCGACUACGAGGCGUCAUGCCGCAAAGUCAGCCGGACCUUCCUGGUAUCUUGAUGAAGCCUAUAACUUCACCACUGGUUGUUGCUGCUACAACCAGCGAGCAGACCGACCCAGACGAGAUUUGGGCCCGCAUUCAUAGGUCCUCAUCGCUAUCCUUCUCAUCAAGGCACAGCCGCACCCCACCUACCAUGGAGCUGGAAAUUGGCUCGCAAAUGGAACAUAAUCAGCCAAAACGUCCAUUCCGAUUGGACCUAAAUGUCACAGCCCCAGAGGACGAACUAUCUGGCGCCGAAAUGAGUGAAAUACUUUCAGCUUCGCGAGCGGAUGGCGAAGUAGGCCAAGAGAUACAGACUUCCAGUCACAAG
This is a messenger RNA of Protopolystoma xenopodis, 4794 nucleotides long. The record is from the annotation of a GenBank genome assembly. Lineage: Eukaryota; Metazoa; Platyhelminthes; Monogenea; Polystomatidea; Polystomatidae.